AUCCUCGCCGUUAGAUUAACUUUCGGCCUUCACUCGAGUCGCGGUCGGUCGGUAGAUGGGAUGCAGGUUUUUUUUUGUUGCCUCGCCACUUUUUUUGGAUUCAACUUUGCUACGUACGAGUUACUUACUUGCACUCUAAGUUACAGUCUCGGUGGAGCCUUCAAGGGCCAUGGGGAAGGAAGGUAAGGGAUGAAGGAGUGUACAGUACUCGAAGAGAGAAGCGUGGGGGCGGCCUGACCUCGCCACCUCGAGUGCAGGACAGACUUGCAGGUUUUUGCAUGUUCGUGCGGUGCUCGAGUACCGAUUGUGGGAGAGAGGUGCCAAGAAAUGGAAUGGACCGGUGUGAACCCUUGUUCGGAAAAAGAAAUAAGGAAAGAAUGUUUGAGGUGAGUGUGAAUCCAAGGACGGUACUCGAGUACGGUGCGGUACGAGUACUUGAGUACUCGUACAGUAUGGGGUAAAAGUGAUAAGGGACUCGGGGGGGGAGGGGUGGGGGAAAAAACAAAAAACAAAAUACUAAUAAUAAGACGUCAGAUUAAACUGGUUGUGUGUGUAAGUGUGUGUGUUCAUAGUGGCGGUGUACUGUCGUGUUAUCACGGUUUUCCACUACUGUAUUUCAACAGUGCCCAUAUUCAAAGUACGGUACGAGUAAUAAUAAUAAUGAUAAUAGGGAUAGGGAUACCGGUAUUUCAACCCGUAGAGUUGCCUUCGUGCGUAGAACAAAAAAAAAUAAAAAAAAUAAAGUAAAAUGUACCGUCAGUAGGCCCCCCCCCCCCCUUUCCUCCCUCCCGCUCGUGGUACGGUAGCCUUCUUCUUCUUCUUCUUCCAACUUUCCA
Tuber aestivum (summer truffle) is the source of this 836-nucleotide messenger RNA. Lineage: Eukaryota; Fungi; Ascomycota; Pezizomycetes; Pezizales; Tuberaceae. The record is from the annotation of a GenBank genome assembly.